Messenger RNA from Cannabis sativa, 2515 nucleotides. Its product is annotated as small ribosomal subunit protein mS78 (rPPR3a). The record is from RefSeq and is a predicted model, not a curated record. Gene Ontology annotation, molecular function: protein binding. Gene Ontology annotation, cellular component: chloroplast. The transcript has a single exon. NCBI's taxonomy places the organism in Eukaryota, Viridiplantae, Streptophyta, Magnoliopsida, Rosales, Cannabaceae. Bases 1121 to 2293 code for a protein of 390 amino acids.
UGGUUUAAGCUUUAAGCUUUGAAGUUUUCUGCUUCUCAGGAAAACUGUGAAGAAACUUCAGUAACCAGAAUCUAUUACUCUCUUUAUAGUAAGACUACUUCUGGCAUAUUUUGUGGGUUUAGCAGUGAAGUAGUGUACUUGUGAGGUGUACACUUCAUUUCAGCCUGCUUACCCUGCUGCAUUAGCUUGGCUAGCUUGUGAGUUGGCUCAGCAUUUUCAUUUGUACAUGAAUUGAAAUUCAACUUUGUUACUCAUUACGAGUAGAAUUGAUUCACGUCAUGAUCCAUAUGGUUAUUUGAUGUCGAACUUGAAGGUUUGGCGACAGAAGAAAGUGUAUUAUCAAAUUUUGGGACCAAGUUAGUAAAUCACAACCAUUCUAUCAAGUUCUUUAGGAUUUUUCGUCCACAUUGUUGAUGUUGUUGGAUAGAGUAACACCACGCAACAGAGAUACAGGAACUCUUAAUAUGAGACUCACCACUGAUUUUCACUUGACCAAUUCAGAUGGCAAAAAUGGCCUAGCUUUUCAACUCGAAGUUAUCUACAUUCUGUUUUUGAUUGAUUUUCUAAAAUUGAUAUUUAUAGUUAUUUCUUUUUUAAGUAACUAUCCAUGGAUAUUUGAGAAAUGUUUUAGAACUGAAAAAAAACAUACAAAACAGAGAAGGAAAAUUAACAAAUAAAAACUUAUCUGGCUUCACAUACAUUUGUUUAUUUUUGUUAAAGUUGGUAGACCUGACAUCAUAGCAAGAUUUUUUUUUUCUUCAUAUUUUAUAGUUAUAGAAACCACAUUUAGGCGUACAAUAAAAUAUCUUAUAAACUACAAAUAUACAUUAAAAUAAUAUUAAAGUUCUCUCUAUUUGUUCCAAUAAAUCCUUUUUAUGAAAGAAGUAUGCAUUCACUAAAAUAAAGUGAAAAGGAUAAUUACAUGAGCAUGAGCUUCACCAUGUCAUCAAACUCAUCACUCAUGAGGGACUGUAAUGGCGUAAAAAGCCCAAACUAGGCUUAGGUUUAGCUGACCUGUUGGGCUUGGGGAGCCUUCAUUUGAUGCCUGUUAUAAUAAAGGUUUACACAGAAAAACAAGUAUUGUAAGCGAGUGAGUGUCUGCAAACAAAGACACAUAAAAAUGUCUUCUCUGUGUCGUCGUGUUCGAGCUAUCUUUACGAGAGUUCCUUCAAAACCCAGCGCCAACUUCUGCACCACUGAAACCCUUGGCAAUAAACGAUUGGUAAAGAACACUUCCGCUUCCACCACUGAAACCCAGCUCCAGAAAUUGGUAGAUGAGUUCAAGAAGUCCUCUAAGUCCUCACGCUUUCGACACAAUCAAAGCAUUUACAGGCGCACGGUGGCCCGUCUUGCCGGUGCCAAGAAGUUCUCUAUGAUCGAAGAUAUCCUAGAAGACCAGAAACAAUAUUAUAACAUCUCCAGCCAAGGUUUCGCAAUGCGCCUCAUUAGCUUGUACGGUCAAUCUGGCAUGUUUGAUCACGCACAGAAGGUGUUCGAUGAAUUGCCUGAGCUGAAUUGUCCUCGCACUGUGAGUUCUUUCAAUGCCCUUUUAAAGGCUGGUGUUGCAUCAAAGAAAUACGACAAAGUUGUCGAGAUUUUUAAAGAGUUGCCUUCUCGUGUUUCUAUAGAACCAGACUUGGUAUCGUAUAACAUUGUCAUUAAAGCAUUGUGCGAGAUGGGUUCUUUGGAUGAUGCUCUUUCGAUGUUUCAUGAGCUUGAUAACAUUGGGAAAGAGCCUGAUUUGGUCACUUUCAAUACAAUUCUCAAUGUGUUGUAUAGGAAUGGUCAGUUUUCUGAGGGAGACAAAAUUUGGGCAAUGAUGGAGAGCAAGAAUGUUGUACCUGAUGUUAGAAGUUAUAAUACAAAGCUGCGAGGAAUGGUGCUGGAUGGCAGAGUAUCCGAGGCCGUUCAGUUAAUGAAUGAAAUGAAAAGUAAGCAUAUUAUUCCUGAUGUGUUUAGUUAUAAUGCUCUACUUAAAGGAUUUUGUGAUGGUAAGAACUUGGAGGAAGCAAAAGAAUGGUACGGUCAACUUCAGGAAAGUGAAUGUAAUCCAGACUUGGUGACUUACCAGAUGCUUAUUCCAUUAUUUUUUGAGGCAGAUGACUUCGAUAUGGCUUUUGAGCUUUGCUCCGAGGCAAUUAAUCAGGAAAUGCGUUUAAAGAAGGAGAUGUUUACACAAGUGGUUAAUGGAUUGGUCAAGCAGGAUAAGGAUGAGAAAGCAUGUAAGCUUGUGGAAUUGAUAAACUCUACCAAGUACUUAAAAUAUAAACUGGAGUUGCCAGUGGUCGACUAGGAACUUAAUUGCAUCCUUUUUUUUUAAUUAUUAUUAUCAUAUAAUGUUUUUGGCUGUUAACAGUUUUUUUAGCUGGUAAUGAACUUUCAGUUAUUUUACUUUUGUAUCUUUCUCAUCAUCUUGCUAUGAGUUGAAUUUCACGAUUAAGUAUGACUAAAUUUUUGUUGGAAGGGUAUGAGACAGUAAUGCUUUAAGUAGCCUGAGUAUAGUGUUAUUCCAAUA